CUUGUUACAGCCUGUUGAAGUCAAAAUUUGGUUUGAAGCUGACUAAGUUCUUUAAAGAACAGCUAACCAAGCUAGUCUGGAAACGUCAUCUGAGCUGUACUGGGAGUCUCUUUAAACCGAGCAAGAUGAAUGGCCACGCGGUCACUGAACAAGGAGAUACCAGCUCCAGAACAAGUAGUACGCCAAGUGGGAAACACUCAGUCGAGAAAAUAUACCAGAAAAAGACCCAGUUGGAACAUAUUCUGCUCCGACCUGAUACAUACAUUGGAAGUGUCGAGCCAAUUACCCAGCAGAUGUGGGUUUAUGAUGGAGAAGAACUGGGCAUGCGAUUCAGACCGGUCACUUUUACUCCCGGACUGUUUAAAAUUUUCGACGAAAUCUUAGUGAACGCGGCUGACAAUAAGCAACGUGAUCCGAAAAUGAGAAAGCUGAAAAUCACUAUUGACCCGGAAAAGAACGUGUACUCUGUUUGGAACGAUGGAUCAGGUGUGCCGGUCCAAAUGCACAAGACGGAGAAGAUGUACGUCCCUUCACUCAUUUUUGGACACCUUCUAACCUCUAGCAAUUUUGACGACACUCAGAAAAAGGUCACGGGAGGUCGAAACGGUUAUGGAGCCAAACUGUGCAAUGUGUUUAGUAAAAAGUUCACUGUGGAAACAGCGAGUAAAGCUAAUAAAAAGAAGUUCAAACAGUCGUGGGCGAAUAACAUGUCGAAGGCAAAUGAGCCCGUUAUACUUGAGAACAACAAUGACCAGGAUUACACUUGUGUCACUUUUGAACCUGACCUUACGAAGUUUAACAUGGAAAAAAUGGAUGCAGAUACUGUUGCAUUGUUCACGAAAAGAGCUUACGAUAUGUGUGCUACAGUUUCGGGAAUAUCGGUUUACUUGAACGGAAAACUUUUGCCCAUUAAAAGUUUCAAAGACUACGUGGAGUUGUUUAUAAAGAAACCAGCUGAAGAUGAUCCAACAAUCCAGGCACCUGUUUUGGUGCACGAGAAAGUCAACACAAGGUGGGAGGUGGCGGUUUGCAACUCUGAAACUGGCUUCAAGCAAAUCAGUUUCGUCAAUAGUAUCGCGACAACUAAAGGCGGAACGCAUGUAAACGCUGUUGUAGACCAACUAGUUGAGAAGUUGAUUACGACUGUGAACCGGAAAAAUAAAGACAAACAACCAGUGAAGCCUUUUCAAGUUAAGAAUCAAAUGUGGGUGUUUAUAAACUGUCUCGUUGAGAACCCGACUUUCGAUUCUCAAACGAAGGAAAACAUGACGCUCCAAGCGAAGAAGUUCGGCUCGAAGUGUGAGCUUUCGGAGAAUUUCAUGAAGGGUGUGGUUAACUGUGGGAUUGUGGACAAUGUGUUGCAGUGGCUGAACUUCAAAGCGCAGAAAGAUCUGAACAAAAAAGGAGGAACUGACAAGAAACAGGUGAAGCUUAAGGGUAUACCCAAACUAGAUGACGCCAACGAAGCCGGAGGAAAAGGUUCUCACGAUUGCACCCUGAUUCUAACCGAGGGAGACUCGGCCAAAUCUUUGGCUGUUUCUGGACUCGGAGUAGUCGGAAGAGACAAUUACGGAGUCUUCCCUCUACGAGGUAAACUUCUGAACGUCCGGGACUCUGCCACGUCGCAAAUUAUUGGAAACAAAGAAAUAAAUAACAUUAUGAAAAUAGUUGGCUUGCAACCGAAGAAGAAGUACGAAGAUGUCGAUGAUUUAAAGAGUCUGAGAUACGGAAAGAUAAUGAUAAUGACAGAUCAGGAUCAAGACGGAUCACAUAUCAAAGGACUGUUGAUUAACAUGGUCCAUCAUUUCUGGCCGGGACUCUUAAAAAAGAACUUUGUUGAGCAGUUUAUAACCCCGAUUGUUAAAGUGACAAAAGGUAAAGAAGUUCAAUCCUUCUUUAGUUUACCUGAAUUUGAUGAAUGGAGAAAUAAUACCCCGAAUUGGAAAACCUAUAGUAUAAAGUACUACAAAGGUUUGGGUACCUCAACUAUGAAAGAGGCUAAAGAGUAUUUCUCAGACAUGGAACGACAUCGGAUUCUGUUUAAAUAUGGUGGUCGUGAAUGUGACAAUUCAAUUGAGCUCGGAUUCGCGAAGAACAAAGCAAACGAGCGAAAAGAUUGGCUUACCAAUUUCAUGACUGACCGAACUGAAAGACGUCGCAAUAAUGAAUCAGAGGUGUACCUCUACAAGAAAGACACAAAAACGGUCACUUAUUCAGACUUUAUUCACAAGGAGUUGGUCUUGUUUUCAAACGCGGAUACAGAAAGGUCAAUUCCGAAUAUAAUGGAUGGACUCAAACCAGGUCAAAGAAAAGUGCUAUUCACAUGUUUCAAAAGGAAUGAUAAAAAAGAAGUCAAAGUUGCCCAACUUGCGGGUUCGGUUGCUGAAAAGUCUUCGUAUCACCAUGGUGAAGUGUCCCUCCAAGGAACAAUUGUAAAUUUGGCCCAAAAUUUUGUCGGGUCAAACAACUUGAAUCUACUUUUGCCCAUUGGACAGUUCGGUACACGAUUGCAAGGCGGCAAAGAUGCUGCUAGUCCAAGGUACAUUUUCACGAUGUUGAACCCGGUAACCAAAAUCAUGUUUAACGCCAACGACGAACCAAAUUUGAACCCGCAGUUUGAAGACAACCAGAAAAUUGAGCCAGAGUUUUAUUGUCCAGUACUUCCCACGGUUUUGAUUAACGGCGCUGAAGGUAUCGGAACCGGUUGGUCGACGAAGAUAUUGAACCACGAUGUAAGAGAAGUCAUUGCAAACUUGAAGAGACUGCUGAACGCCGAGGAACCGUUGCCGAUGAUGCCAUCUUGGAAAAAUUUCCAAGGAACUGUUCGUCAAAUUGACGAGGAACAUUACACUGUUUUCGGCAAUGUGGCCGUUCUAGAUGAAACUACAAUUGAGAUUACAGAACUCCCCGUUGGUGUGUGGACACAAAACUACAAAGAAGCGGUCUUAGAGCCGAUGUUAAAUGGGACCGAAAAGGACAAACCAGUCAUUACGGACUACAAAGAGUAUCACACGGAUACGACUGUUAAGUUUGUAGUUUACAUGCCAGCGGAUAAAUUGCACGAAGCAGAAAAUUCAGCUGGGGGUUUGCACAAAUUCUUCAAAUUGGCAACGGAUAAAGCAAGUUCAAAUAUGGUUCUCUUUGAUUCGAAUAAUUGCAUCAAGAAAUACGAAUCGACUAUUGAAAUUUUGAAAGAGUUUUUUGUCAUAAGACUGGACAUGUAUGAUAAACGAAAGAAAUUUAUGGUCGGAUUAUUGACUUGUGAGAGUGAAAAAUUGAGUGCGAUUGCUCGGUUCAUUCUGGAAAAAAUUGAAGGAACUAUCAUUGUGGAGAAUAAGAUGAAAAAGAUUCUUAUCAAGGAGUUAAUUGCCAAACAUUACCCUUCAGAUCCUGUCAAAAAGUGGAAAGACGAUCAAAGUAAAAAGUUGAAAAUGUUGAUGGGCGAUGAAGUUUCGGACAGUGAAAAUGAAGAUGAAGCGACAACUUCAAAGGAAACAGAAUCCGGCCCCGACUAUCAGUACCUUCUGGGAAUGCCGCUGCUAAAUUUGACCAAAGAAAAGAAAGAUGAAAUUCUGAAGCAAAGAGACGAAAAACUGACUGAGUUGAAAAUAUUGGAGAAAACAACGAUUAAGAAAUUGUGGCUUGAUGAUCUUGACGCGACAUUGAAAGAAUUGGCAGUGCAAGAACAACUUGAACAUGAAGAAAGCGCAGCGGCUGUAGCGCUGUCUAACAAAGCAGCGAGUAAGAAGAAGGGUAAAAUCGGGAGGUCUACUAAGAAAGAGGGCGCUUUGCUUGAUACGAAACCAAGUGCCAAUGCAAAGCUAAUUGAACCACCCAGCUCGGACAAACUGAAAGCAAGUAAAGAAAAGCCGCCAGGUAAACGAGCACUAGCGAAGGCCAAGAAAAUUGAAGGAGAAACGAAUGGUGGUGACGUAAAAGCCGAACCAGUUGAUUCGGAAGACGAACUAGUCGGUAAAUCGCUCGCGGAACGGCUGAAUGAAAGCGGCCAAGGUAAAGCUCUGAAACUCCUUUCACCUAAACUUGAGAAAGCAGAAGGAACGUCGGGCGCAAAGAAAGUUGCGGUGAAGCGACCCGCGAACAAGACAGUAGCUGGAAGCAAGGCGUCUGGGUCCUCGGCUGGGCCUAGAUCGAAACAGAUGAAGCUGACUGAUAUGGGCUCCAAGAGUGUGAAAAAGGAAUCAGGUGGUAAGUCGUCGCCGGCGAAGAAGGGAGGAAGAAAGAAGGAUCCUUGGGAAUCUGAUUCAGAAGAAGAAGAGGACGAUUUGUCGGAAAUUGAUGACGAUGAAGAUGAAGAUGAAGAGGAGCCAGAAUAUCAUGAUGAAGAUGAUGAUAUGAACGGAGACGCAGAAAAUGACCUGGACAUUGAUGAUGAGAGUCCAGUAGUUGUGGCCAAGAAACCAAAAACUGCUGCCGCGUCCUCCAAGCCGAAACCAGAACCAGCAACAUCUUCCAGGACUACUGCUCCCAAGAAGAAAACGGCUCCUGUGAAAGCGAUUAAAAUCGAAUCAGACGAUGAAUCAGAAGACGAGUUUAAAAUCGAUGAUAAUGAUGACGAUGACUCACCCGUUGUGAAAAGUAGCAGAGUUGGCCGAGCUAAAAAGCAAAUUAACUACAAAGGAUUAGUCGAUUCAGAUGAAGAUGAUGAUGUUGAAUAAACCGUAUGACUGCUGAAUACAAACUUGAUCGCAUUAAUGAACAAACGCACUCUAGUUCAUCUGAACUUAAUAAAGAGAAAAAAGUUCUCUCAGUUCAGAGACUGGGAAUCAAAUUCAAUGUGAAAACUGAACUUUUCUUAUGCCAACUGAACUCAAUUUACUUUACAUUUGAUUAAAUGUUUCUUGAUUGGUUGUUUUUUUUAUUUUGUUUUCUCCUUAUUUUAAUUAUGUCGCACUUAAUUUAUAGUCGUUUAUUCCGUAUCCAUGUUAUGUGCUGGCUUGGCAGUGAUUCUAGUGCUGGUUUUUAAUGAAUUGAGUUGAUAAUUUAGAAGUGUUUUCAAAAUGUGUCGAGGUAAUUUUAUUUGCGCACUUGAUGAUGUAGAUGUAAGUUUUGUCUAGCGGUCGAAUAACGAGUACUGUUUGCCGUUUUACGAUGAGUGCGUUUUGUUCGUUCGUGUGGUGUAGAGGGAGCAUGUUGUUUAAUUUAUGAUAAUUAAUUCAAAAUUCCGAUCCCCGCUUUUA
Molecule: messenger RNA, 5198 nt
Organism: Symsagittifera roscoffensis
Lineage: Eukaryota; Metazoa; Xenacoelomorpha; Acoela; Convolutidae
Product: DNA topoisomerase 2-alpha-like
Exons: 5
Coding region: 126-4676 (1516 amino acids)
Biological process (GO): resolution of meiotic recombination intermediates; DNA topological change; sister chromatid segregation
Cellular component (GO): nucleus
Molecular function (GO): DNA binding; DNA topoisomerase type II (double strand cut, ATP-hydrolyzing) activity; ATP binding
Source: RefSeq, a predicted model, not a curated record